This is a messenger RNA of Tetrapisispora phaffii CBS 4417, 2472 nucleotides long. RefSeq names its product cullin CDC53 (gene CDC53). NCBI's taxonomy places the organism in Eukaryota, Fungi, Ascomycota, Saccharomycetes, Saccharomycetales, Saccharomycetaceae. Bases 1 to 2472 code for a protein of 823 amino acids. The transcript has a single exon. The record is from RefSeq and is a predicted model, not a curated record. Gene Ontology annotation, molecular function: ubiquitin protein ligase binding. Gene Ontology annotation, cellular component: SCF ubiquitin ligase complex. Gene Ontology annotation, biological process: SCF-dependent proteasomal ubiquitin-dependent protein catabolic process; protein ubiquitination.
AUGACUGAUAUAUUGCCUAGAUCUGACGAUUUGGAGGCCACUUGGAACUUCAUUGAGCCCGCUAUCAACCAGAUUUUGGGUCAGAACGAUCAGGAGCUAGUUAAUAAGCGAGUUAAUAAGAUUUUAUCGCCUACUAUGUACAUGGAAGUUUACACAGCGAUUUACAACUACUGUGUGAAUAAAUCAAGGUCGACAGGGCAGUUCAGCUCAGAUAGGGUCCACAGCAAUGGACAAUCUUCCAUUUUGAUCGGCAGUGAAAUAUAUGAAAAGUUGAAACAUUUCUUAAAGAGAUACAUCACUAAUUUCACCAAGAAAGAAAAUGAAACCUUUUUGGAAUUUUACGUUAGACGGUGGAAGAGGUUCACAAUUGGUUCUAUCUUCUUGAAUCAUGCAUUCGACUAUAUGAAUAGAUACUGGGUGCAGAAGGAGAGAAGCGAUGGGAAAAGAGAUAUAUUCGACGUCAAUACUUUAUGUUUGAUCACUUGGAAACAAGUCAUGUUUGAUUCGAACAGUGAACUUCUGGCUAAUGAAAUUUUACAGCAAAUUACGAUGGAGAGAAACGAACAAUCUGUUCACCAAAGCAAUUUAAUUACAGCAAUUAAAUCGUUCGUGGCAUUAGGAAUCGACCCUCAGGAUUUAAAGAAAUUGAAUUUAAAUGUUUAUUUACAAAAUUUUGAAAAACCGUUCUUAACCAGCACAGAAGAGUAUUACACCAAGUUUUCAAAUGAAUUCUUAGAAAAUCAUUCAGUGACUGAUUAUAUCUCGAAAGCACGUAAUAUUAUUUACCAAGAAGAAGAAUCUAUGUCUAUUUACUGGGAUGAACAUACAAGAAAGCCAUUAUCCGAGACGCUGAAUGCAGUAUUGAUUACAAAACAUGUCAAAAAAUUGGAGGAUGAGUUUGUCACUUUAUUAGACGCUAGAGAUGAAAUUAAUAUCUCUGCAUUGUAUAUAUUAAUGCAGAGAGAUUUCACGUUGAUGCCACAGUUAGCUAAUGUUUUUGAACAGUACAUUAAGAAGACCGGGGAGGAUGAAGUGUUAAAAUUGUUAAAGAUGUUCCCAAGCGCUAAUGGUAGCCAGAAGACCCCUGCAUUGAUAAUCCCUCCAAAGGAAUAUAUCAAAAAAUUAAUCGAAGUUUACAAGAUAUUUUUAAAUAUAACUCAAAAAUGUUUCAAUAACGAUCCAUUAUUCACAAAGGCUCUGGACAAUGCCUGUAGAUCAUAUGUUAACGUAAAUGCAUAUGCCAUUCCACCAGGUAAUACAAAUGUGUCAGUUAAUUUACUUACAUCGAAGACUCCCGAGAUGUUAGCUAAAUAUAGUGAUCAACUAUUAAAGAAAUCCACUAAGCCAGAAAUUUCCAAUGACAUGAACGUCGACGAUAUAAUGAUGAUAUUUAAAUUUUUAACAGAUAAGGAUGCAUUUGAAACUCAUUAUAGAAGAUUAUUUGCUAAAAGAUUGAUUCAUGGCACGUCCACUAGAGAUUCGGAUGAAGAAAGUAUCAUCCAAAGGCUACAAUCUGAGAACAGUAUGGAAUACACUGGUAAGAUUGCUAAGAUGUUCCAAGAUGUGAGAUUAUCAAAGAUUGUGGAAGAGGAGUUCAACUCGUCUGUGAAAGAGUUACCAGACUACUCGCCAUUGAAGUACCCUGAGUUGGAACCAUUUAUUCUUGCUGAGACGAUGUGGCCGUUCCAAUAUCAAGAAUCAGAAUAUACCGUUCCACCAGACUUGAAACCAUCCUUCACGAAGCUAGAAGAUAUGUAUAUUACCAAACAUAGCGGCAGAAUUUUGAAAUGGUUGUAUCCACUUUGUCGUGGUGAGUUACAGGCUAACAUAGCUAAGACCCACAAUGCACCAUUCAAUUUCACUGUGACGCUAUAUCAAAUGUCGAUUUUAUUAUUAUAUAAUGGUUCUGAGAAUAACCAAUUGACUUUGGAACAAAUCCAAGAAGGUACGAAUCUAAAGAUCAACAACAUUGCCGCCUCUAUGAUUCCCUUUAUAAAAUACAAAUUGAUUCAACAAGUACCACCUGGCUUAAACAAUCUAAUCCAAAACGAUACAAUUUUCAAAUUGAACACUCCAUACAAAGCUCUGAAACCAAAGAUCAACUUUGCAAGCGGGGUGAAGAACGAUAUAAUGAAUCUAAUCAACGCCAACACCAAUAGUAAUAACACCAGCAACGGUGGUGCGACGAAUGCCGGUCCCGACAUGGGGUCGAAUACAAACUUGAGUGAGAACGAGAAGAUCGCCAAAGAAUUGAACAUAGAGAGACAGAUAUACUUAGAGGCGUGCAUUGUGAGGAUCAUGAAGACGAACCGAACCAUGCCACACACAACGUUAAUCAACGAUGUAAUCCAACAAGCACAUCAGAGGUUCAAUCCAAAGAUUGCAAUGAUCAAGAAAGCCAUCGAUAACUUAAUCCAGAAGGAGUACCUAGUAAGAGGCGAAGACGGCGAGUCCUACCGAUACCUAGCAUGA